Molecule: messenger RNA, 710 nt
Organism: Trifolium pratense (red clover)
Lineage: Eukaryota; Viridiplantae; Streptophyta; Magnoliopsida; Fabales; Fabaceae
Product: protein SOB FIVE-LIKE 5-like
Exons: 3
Coding region: 47-496 (149 amino acids)
Biological process (GO): cytokinin biosynthetic process
Source: RefSeq, a predicted model, not a curated record
UCACUUGAUCACUAUAAUAUUGAGAACUAGAAGAAAGAAAGUUUGAAUGGAUAUAUCUACCUCAAAAUAUAGUGGUGCCACUAGUGAAUCUGGUUGGACCCAAUACUUGGACCAAUCCUCUAUUUCUGAGAGUUAUUUGCAAAGAAAAGAUGGACAUGGAGAGUAUAAAGGAAAGGGAAGAAGAAUGAGUAAGGAGGAGAAAUUUGAAGAAGAUUUAUCCAUGGUCUCUGAUGCUUCUUCUGGACCUCCACAUUAUGACAAUGAAUAUUGUGAUCUUUCUUCUACAACCAAGGAAUACAUGAAGGAGAAAAAUGUCAAAAAAUAUGAUAGAAUUAGUCAACAACCUUCACCUCUUGAUGACACUGCUAGCUCCCCAUUUUUCACUUGUCCCAAGAAGAGUCACAAGAAGCAAGACAAUUUAUCAGGGAAUGGAGCAGUGAAAAGUGCAUUGGAUUUUUCCAAGUGUAUAUGUGCAACAAGAAAAAAGGUUAGGUGAACUUGGUGAAGAAGAAAGAAAGUGAAAGAUUUUAAGGUAAUAAUUGUCACUGCUAUUGCAUUGUUGUGGAGAGAGAUAGACAAGAGGAUGUCAAAGGAGAGAAACUGUACAAUUCAAUGUUUGUCAAAAGGAAUAUUUUCUUUUGCUUACUUCUGUUUUUAAUUUUUUUUAAUGGGAAUUUAGUUUAUGUUAAAAGGACCUAAGUUGUUUUACU